Chrysoperla carnea is the source of this 4163-nucleotide messenger RNA. It is a transcript of the gene subdued, whose product is annotated as anoctamin-4. NCBI's taxonomy places the organism in Eukaryota, Metazoa, Arthropoda, Insecta, Neuroptera, Chrysopidae. The transcript is spliced from 15 exons. The record is from RefSeq and is a predicted model, not a curated record. Gene Ontology annotation, cellular component: plasma membrane. Gene Ontology annotation, molecular function: chloride channel activity; protein dimerization activity. Gene Ontology annotation, biological process: chloride transmembrane transport. The coding region runs from base 113 to 3205 and encodes 1030 amino acids.
CAGGUCAUACAUCUAAUUUUAAAUAGAUAAUAAUUUAUAAAUAGUGUUUACUACUUGUUAACAAUGUGAAAUCGGAUCAACAAUAAAUGCCCUUUUUUGUAAAAUAUAAAAGAUGGCAAAUAACGUAGAAGAUUGUUCCAUAAAUACUGAAGAAGAGGCGAACUAUUCACCAAAUAAAAAUGAAAAUCAACGAGAAUUUACAGUUGUUUACAAACCUUUAAGUUCCUAUGAGCAUGUUUUAAAUGAGAAGACGGUUAGAAAUGAUUUAGCUGCAAUGUCAGUAUUAAGUUUAUACCAAAGUGCUAAAGAUCUCGAAACAAUGGAUAUAGCUAUUCAUUCUGAAAGCGAAAAUGAAGACCAAAGUAUACCCUUAUCUGAAAUUAAACUUGAUGAUGAAAAUCAUCUAUCACCAAAGAGUUCCACACCAAAUUCGGCUAAAAACCCAACUGACUGUCCAUGUAAAUUGUAUCCUAAUUCAAUUAAAUUAGUAAGCUGUCCGAUGCCGUCAUUAUAUUUUGAAGAUGGCAAAAGAUCUGUGGAUUUUAUUUUAGUAUGGGAUAGUUUUAUUGACGUAGCAAUUACAGAAAUAGCAACAGAAAGGCGUGCAGUUUUUGAAAAAAAUUUAAUGGCAGAGGGAUUAGAAUUAGAAUAUGAACCAGUAAAUGAAACUGGUUUAAAUUUUAUUAAAAUUCAUGUACCUCAUGAAGUUUUACGACGUUAUAGUGAAAUUCUAAAAUUACGUAUGCCUAUGAAAGAGGAACUAUGUUCAUUUGAAAAAGGUGGUAAGCUUAAUAAAUUACUACACGCAACGCAAUUUAUUUCGCAAAAGAUACCCGGUUUAGAAAAAAUGCAUAAUAAAACAAAUACAUUCUUUGAUGAAAUGAAUUCAUACUGGGACGCAUUCUGGUCAAAAAUUUACGUUGAUAAAAGAGUGUUUCCAGAACGAAGUCAUCGUUUCACAGCCGUUUAUAGUCGUGAUCGUGAAUACUUAUUUGAUUUAGAUUCGCCAUGUUUCUUUACACCAGCCAUACAUUCACGUAUAGCACAAUUUAUUUUGGAUCGUAAACGAUUUAGUGAUAACGAAAAUGAUGAUUUUGCAUUUGGAAUUGAACGAUUGAUUAAUGAUUAUACGUAUAGUGCAGCAUAUCCAUUACACGAUGGUGAUUUACGAACAGCAGGUUCAAUGCGUCACUUGUUGUAUCAUGAAUGGGCAGCACUGAGAAAAUGGUAUCGUUAUCAACCAUUAGAUUACAUAAAAGAAUAUUUCGGAGUAAAAAUUGCAUUGUAUUUUGCAUGGUUGGGAUUUUAUACACACAUGCUGUUACCUGCAUCCAUUGUAGGGGUGGCUUGUUUUAUUUAUUCAUGGUUGACACUUGAUUCGAAUAGACUUUGCCAAGAUAUUUGUAAAGAAGAUUUAAAUAUUAAGAUGUGUCCAAUAUGCGAUCAUUGGUGUGAUUAUUUCGAUAUUAAAGCUACCUGCCUGCAUUCAAAAAUUACGUAUUUGUUUGAUAAUCCAACAACAGUAUUUUUUGCAAUUUUUAUGUCAUUUUGGGCAACAUGUUUUUUGGAAUUAUGGAAACGUUAUUCAGCGGAAAUAACACAUCGUUGGGAUUUAACGGGUUUUGAUGUAAAAGAAGAGCAUCCUCGUCCACAAUAUUUAGCACGAUUAGCACAUGUAAAACGUCGUCGUAUAAAUAUCAUAACCAAUACAAUGGAACCAUUGGUACCAUUUUGGCGUGUUAAAGUACCUGCUACAAUUUUAAGUUUUUCCGUUGUACUUUUAUUGGUAGCAUUAGCUGUUGCGGCUGUGAUUGCUGUUGUUUUAUAUAGGAUGUCUGUUUUAACGGCAUUGAGUUGGUAUGGCGGCAAAGAUUCUGUGAUUACAAGUAAUGCGAUUUUAUUUACAACGGCUACUGCUGCAAGCAUUAAUUUAUGCUGUAUUAUGGUUUUUAAUUGGAUUUAUACGUACGUUGCUCAAUAUUUAACAGAAGUGGAACUUUUACGCACACAAACUGAAUUUGAUGAUUCAUUAACGUUAAAAAUAUAUUUAUUGCAAUUUGUUAAUUACUAUGCUUCGAUAUUUUAUAUUGCAUUUAUAAAAGGGAAGUAUGUUGGAUAUCCUGGAAAUUAUAUUCGUUUAUUUGGAUAUAGGCAAGAAGAGUGUGGACCCGGAGGAUGUUUAUUAGAAUUGUGUAUUCAACUAGCAAUUAUAAUGAUUGGAAAACAAGCAAUGAAUACAAUACUCGAAAUGAUUUUACCAAUAUUUUAUAAAUGGUUUUAUACACUUAAAACGAAAACUGGAAUACAUCGAGAACAAUUAUCACUAAAAAAUCCCGUACAGUGGUAUAAAGAUUUCAAAUUACUUGAUUGGGGUGCACGUGGUUUAUUUCCCGAAUAUUUAGAAAUGGUUUUACAGUAUGGAUUUGUGACAAUUUUUGUGGCAGCAUUUCCAUUAGCCCCAUUUUUUGCUCUGUUAAAUAAUAUUUUGGAAAUGCGUUUAGAUGCAAAAAAAUUAUUAACCUUUUAUCGUCGACCAGUGACGCAACGUGUUCGAGAUAUUGGUGUUUGGUAUCGAAUACUUGAUUCGAUUGGGAAAUUAUCCGUCAUUACUAAUGGUUUCAUUAUUGCUUUUACAUCAGACUUUAUCCCACGUCUAGUGUACAGAUUUGUUGAGAGCCCAGAUGGCUCAUUAAAUGGUUACUUAAACAGUUCAUUAUCGUAUUUUAAUACAAGUGAUUUUCAAGUUGGUUCUGCACCUCGAAAUACACAGUUUGGUAACCUAACUAUUUGCAGGUAUCCUGAUUAUCGAGAACCUCCAUGGUCUCCCAACAGAUAUGAUAAAACUAUUAUAGCGUGGAUUAUUUUAGCUGCUAAAUUGGGUUUUGUUGUGAUAUUUGAGAAUGUCGUAGCUGUUGUAAUGAUUGUUGUAAGAUGGGGUAUUCCAGAUAUGUCUACAGAAUUGAAGGAGAGAAUACGAAGAGAAACAUUUAUUACAAAUGAAAUUAUUAUCAAACAAGAAACAUUAAGAGCUCAAUCAGGAGAAUAUAAAAAGGAUGAAAUUGGCAAACAAGAAGAUCGAAGAAUCGAAAUCCCCACAACUCCCGAACAAUGGGAUCAUUUAAUCAAUAAAUCAUUAUCGGGAUCAGAUUUUGAUCUGUUUGUUCAUGGAGAUGCCAAAGAUUUAAAUGAUCGCAAUACUGUGUAAAUUAUUUUUUGGCCAAUUUACUUCCUCGAAGUUGAAAUGAAUUUGUGCAUUUUAAGGUUAAUGAUAUGCAGAAUCGAUAAAUUAUCGCUUCCAAGAUUUGUUCAAAGAUUUUUUUGAAUUAUGUCUACAUAAAGAUAUAAGAAAUAGAGGUUGUAAAGCAUAAACUCUGACUUAAUAAACGCUGGAAUUACGAAAAAUAAUAUAUGAAAUACUGUCUUUGCUACGUUCUCAUUUUUUAUUAAAAUAACCGCCGGGGUCGAGCCAAGAGCCGGAAGAAAAGAUAUAUAGAUAACAGGCCCGUACGCAGGAAUCAUCCAAGAGGGAAGGGGGGUCAAAAUUUUGUUCAUCAUGUUAGGUUUUAAAGUAAUUAAAACAGAAAAACUUUUUUCGAGUAAGAGAACAUUUUAUUAUGUCAAAAUUCGAUAUUCAGUCACUAUUUUUUCUCCUGCAAGGUACAGAAAAAAUAUUUUUCAAAACUUUAUGAAAAGAAACUACGCAAAAAUGAAAAAAGAGCGUUCAUUCGUUGCUAUUGACACAGACAAAACUGCCAGAACGCGAAGCAUUUGCAUUUCCUUGCAAAUAUCGAGUGCUUCAAGUGAAUUUUUAUUCUGCCCGACAAUAGUCGGGCGGGAGAUGACCCGAAACCUCCACUCCCCGCGGUCGGACCUGAUAGAUGGCCAUUUACUAGUUAUAGUACACUGCAUUUAAAGAAGCCAACUUUCAAACUGAACAAUAUUGUCCAAAUAUUCAAAAAUUAUUUAAAAACAAGGCUUCAUGGUUGUGAAUUAUGGUUGUGCAUUUGAUAUAUAUCUUAUGCCGGCAUAAUUUCCGGCCCGGAAUAUUAUUUAUUAUAUUUUUACUUAUUCGAUUUUUUCGUGCCCUUGAAAUUCGUAUAUUUUGUCGGCUCUAUUAUAUCUUUAUGAGUUUGUUGUUUGUUAUUUAAUAUUUUAAAUUUUAU